Arachis ipaensis is the source of this 2553-nucleotide messenger RNA. The record is from RefSeq and is a predicted model, not a curated record. Lineage: Eukaryota; Viridiplantae; Streptophyta; Magnoliopsida; Fabales; Fabaceae.
AUGACCUUGGUAACGUUUCUCAAGGUUCAUCUACCAACUUUCCAAGGAUCCACAAAUCCUGUUAAAGCGGACCACUGGUUCCAGGCUAUAGAGCGUGCUUUACAGGCGCAGCAUGUUCCACUCAAUCAAUAUGUAGAGUUUGCCGCUUAUCAGCUAGCGGGAGAAUCCCAACCCUGGUGGCAAGCUGAGUGUCGUUUGCUACAGCUUCAGAAUGCCGACAUUCCAUGGGAGGUGUUCCAAAUGGCUUUCUACAAAAAAUACUUCCCUGAGUCUGCAAGGGAAGCGAAGGAUAUGGAGCUAAUGCAGCUGAAGCAAGGUUCCAUGUCUGUGGCAGAGUACACUAACAAGUUCGAAGAGCUUUGUAGGUUUUCUCGGGUGUGUCAGGGUGACUCGGAGACUUACGAGAGCUGGAGCUGCGUUAAGUAUCAGAGGGGUUUGAAGGACAACAUUAUGACUGCUGUGGCACCUAUGGAGAUCCGUGUCUUUUCUGACUUAGUGAAUAAGGCUAGAGUAGUGGAAGAAUAUGCCAAGACCGUGGUGGCAUCUAAGGACACUCAUGAAGGGAGUUCUAGUCGUGGGCGUAGCAAGUACUUCCAUCUGAGAGGACAAAGUUUCAAGAGAGGAGGAUAUGCACCUCAAGGCCAAGGGGGCUUCAGAAAGAACAAUCAGAAUCAGUUUCAGUAUGCUAGGGGAAGAGGAAAUCAGAGUAAGAGUUCUCCGGAUUUUGCUUGUAAUGGUUGUGAAUAUUUUCACGCUUAUGACUCAUGCAAGAUUGGUAUAGGUGAGUGCUUCAACUGUGGGUUGCCUGGCCACAUUGCAAAGGACUGCCCUCGUGGGAGGAAUCAGAAUGCGGGCCAGAAUCAGCAUCAAGGUCGAGUCUUUGCUGUGAAUGCCAAGGAUGCUUCUAAGGCGGAUCCGUUGAUGAGAGCUAUAUGUCUAGUUGGUUUCAAGCUUGAGAAUAGAUAUUUUGUGGAUGAUUUGAUCUGUUUACCAAUGGUGGGACUUGAAAUGAUUUUGGGGUUUGAUUGGUUGUCAAAGAAUCGGGUUUUGUUGGAUUGUUUUGAACGGACAAUUCGGUUUAUGCCGGAAGGAGAAAAUGGAGCAGUGGUAGCUACAGGGUAUUGCUUGAACUCUGUAAUGGUGUAUUGUAGAGGGGAGGAGUGUCAGGGUUAUAUUCUGUUUGCUGUGAAUGCGUUGGGUGAUGCCCAGAACUUAGAUAAGAUACCGGUAGUUAGAGAUUUUCCAGAAGUGUUCCCGGAAGAUAUCCCUGAGUUUCCACCUCAAAGGAAAAUUGAAUUUGAGAUCGAAUUGGUGCCAGGAGCUGGACCAGUGUCGAUUGCACCGUAUAGAAUGGCUUCGAUAGAGCUGGCAGAGUUAAAGACUCAGUUGGAAGAGAUUUUGAACAAGGGGUUCAUUCGGCCGAGUGUAUCACCGUGGGGAGCGCCAGUUUUAUUGGUGAAGAAGAAAGAUGGAGGAAUGCGUUUGUGUGUAGAUUAUAGACAGUUGAAUAAAGUGACUGUGAAGAAUAAGUAUCCGCUACCAAGGAUAGAUGACUUAAUGGAUCAAUUGCAAGGAGCUGGAGUGUUUUCCAAGAUUGAUUUGAGAUCUGGUUACCAUCAGAUAAGGGUGAAGGAGGAUGAUAUUCCUAAGACUGCGUUUAGGACACGCUAUGGACACUACGAGUUUGUGGUAAUGUCCUUUGGGUUAACGAAUGCACCUGCUGUUUUCAUGGAUUACAUGAACAGAGUCUUUCGUCCCUUUUUGGACAAAUUUGCGGUGGUUUUCAUAGAUGAUAUCUUAGUUUAUUCUAAAAUGGUGAAAGAGCAUGAGGAGCACUUGAGGAUUGUGUUGCAAAUUCUGAAGGAGCAGAAGUUGUAUGCUAAGUUGUCAAAGUACGAGUUCUGGAAGGAGGAAGUAAAGUUCUUAGGCCACGUGGUGAGUAAAGGAGGAAUAGCUGUAGAUCCUUCUUCUAAGGUAGAAGCGGUGAUGGAAUGGAAAAGACCGAUGACUAUGACGGAAGUCAGGAGCUUUUUGGGUUUAGCCGGAUAUUACCGGAGAUUUAUCGAAGGAUUUUCCCGGAUUACGCUACCAAUGACAAAGCUGACAAGGAAAGAAGUGCCAUUCGUGUGGACAUCAGAGUGUGAAGAGAGUUUUCAGACUUUAAAGCAGAGAUUAACUUCAGCACCUGUUUUGAUCUUGCCGGAACCGCAUGAACCGUUUGAAGUGUACUGUGACGCUUCCUUGAAGGUUGGUGAUAAGAGGCGUGAAGAAUUCACUAAGGAUGAUGAAGGGUUAUGGAGAUACAAGAGAAGAAUUUGCAUACCGGAUGUUGGGAGUUUGAGACAAGAUUUAUUGUCGGAGGCUCACAAUAGUGGGUUUUCCAUUCAUCCCGGAAGCACGAAGAUGUAUUAUAAUUUAAAGAAAAUGUUCUGGUGGCCGGGGAUGAAGGGUGAUAUAGCAACAGUAGUAUCCAAAUGUUUGACUUACCAGAAGGUAAAGAUAGAGCACCAAAAACCGUCAGGAAUGCUACAACCACUUGAGAUUCCUCAGUGA